This is a messenger RNA of Spodoptera littoralis (African cotton leafworm), 1815 nucleotides long. The record is from the annotation of a GenBank genome assembly. Lineage: Eukaryota; Metazoa; Arthropoda; Insecta; Lepidoptera; Noctuidae.
AUGAGUGAAGCGCCCAGACUUAUCGUGCUUUACGGCAGCCAAACGUACACGGCUCAAGAAGUAGCAGAAAGAAUAUGGCGGAAAACGAAAGUUUUAGGAUUUCGAGGGCCGGUUCAGGCAAUGGACGAGUACCCAAUAACUAGCCUUAUUAAAGAGGAAUUUGCUAUAUUCGUGUGUGCAACAACGGGACAGGGUGAUGAGCCAGAUAAUAUGAAGAAGUUCUGGAAGUUUCUGUUGCGAAAAAAUCUACCUGCUACCUCUUUAUUGAAGUUAAAAUAUGGAGUGCUUGGUCUCGGUGACUCGUCGUAUUUGAAGUUCAAUUUCGCUGGCAAGAAGCUACAUAGGCGGUUGUUACAGUUAGGAGCAACACCAUUAUUAGAUAUAGGACUAUGUGACUACCAGCAUGACUUGGGCCAUGAUGCAGUUUUGGCACCCUGGCUAAAGGAAUAUUUAUCUAUAUUAAAGACAUAUUAUCCAAAAAUAGAGCCAGACAACAUAAAAACCACUUUCAUACCUCGAUGGAAGGUAUCUUUAGAAAAAUGUGAUGAUAAAACCACAAAUAAAAAAGAUGGUUUGACGGAAGACAUAUAUUUUGCUAAAGGCAUAAGGGAUAGCUUUGUUGAUGCCACGCAUUUCCAAGUUGUCAAAAAUUAUAGAACUACACAUAUUACACAUUUUCAAGAUGUUCGAAUGAUUACACUCAAAACUACAGGUAAUACCGUAGUUAAAUACCAACCUGGAGAUGUAUUCAAUAUACGCCCUAGGAAUAGUAAGGAGGAUGUAGAAGAUUUAUUUAAUAUUUUCAAAGAGCACAACAUUGAUAUACUACCUCAUUACAAUUUAGUAGUUGAAGAAUGUCAUGAUGACAUGCCCGUCCCUCCGUUCCUAAAACAACCCCACACUUUAUAUGAAAUAGCCGAACAAUACUGGGACCUGCGCAGUUACCCGACACAAUAUGUCUUCUCUCUUCUCGCACAAGUGUCCGAGGAUAAGUUAGAAAGAGAGAAGUGUAUAGAGCUCAGCUCCCCUGAGGGACAGGAGGACUGGCUUAAUUAUUGUAGAAGGCCCAAGAGGACUGUAUUGGAGGUCCUACACGACUUCCACAAGUCCGCAUCGAAGUUGACAUUAGAAGUUGUUUUUGAGUUAUUUUCCACCAUCAAACCGCGGUCGUUCUCCAUCGCAAGCAGUUGCUUACCAUCAGGGGGUAGAGACAUAGACCUAUUAGUAGCUGUUGUUAAUUAUAAAACGAAGUUAUUGAAGCCACGACUCGGUCUAGCCUCAAACUGGCUAAAAGAUUUGAAGAUCAGUGAUAAAGUGUUUGGAUGGAUCAAACCUGGAACCCUUGUGUUUCCUAAAGAUUCUUCGACACCCCACAUCAUGAUAGGCCCCGGUACAGGUCUAGCCCCCUUCCGAAGUCUCCUACAAGAGAGAGAGAAGCUACAAACUGCAAAAAAGGAUGCUCUACACUUAAUAUUCGGAUGUCGGUACAAAGAGAAAGACUUCCACUGCAGAGAGGAUCUGGAGAGAAUGGUGAAACAGGACAAGUUAACUCUGUAUUGUGCUUUCUCUAGAGACCAGGAGGAGAAAGUAUACGUCCAACACAAAAUAUCAGAAAACAAAGAUCUGUUGUGGCAGUUAAUAUCCAAUAAAGCUUACAUCUACAUAUCUGGUAACGCCAAGAAUAUGCCUGACAAUGUCAGAGAGGCCUUUAUAGAAGAUGUUUUGAGCAAGACCGGAGGACAAACUAUUGAAGAAGCCAAGACUAUGCUGAAAGAGUUGGAGAAUAGUGGACGGUUUCAAGUUGAGGCCUGGUGA